This is a messenger RNA of Ricinus communis (castor bean), 546 nucleotides long. RefSeq lists its product as uncharacterized. NCBI's taxonomy places the organism in Eukaryota, Viridiplantae, Streptophyta, Magnoliopsida, Malpighiales, Euphorbiaceae. The record is from RefSeq and is a predicted model, not a curated record.
AUGAUUUUGACACUGCUAUUGUGUCAUUGGACAUAUCUACCAAGGGAUUCGUGGAAUUUUCAUCCCCCUUUUGGGUAUGCAGAUACUAAGAGUCCUUUCAAUACCAACCGGUAGACAUCAUCUGGUUAGAUCUUGCUAGUAUUAACAACGAGAAGAAAAUAACCAAAUGAAAAUAACAACUAAUUAUGGCUCCUGGCCCAAACAACAUCCUAUAAAGGGGAUUGUAGCAAGAGGAAAUGCCUAGGGAAAUAUUUUUAUUCCUAGGCUACAGUAAGUAGAUUGAGAGACUGUUCCGCCCCUUGUCCCCGAAGAUAGGUAAUAUAUUCUCAAAAAAUGUUGCUCCAACCUGACUUAGCUGGCGAGUUAUCUUAAUUCGCGGUAGAGAACAAGACGACGAGUGAGUGUAUGUUUAUUUACUUCUUUUUUACCAACGACAGAAGUUUAAGGAUAAUUGCAGGUCAGUGGUUACCUAAGGAAACUCUGAUUCGAUUCGCUCGGCUGGGAGGCAUUUAUCUCAUCCCGAUCAUAAGAAGAGGUUCACCAUGA